AUGUUGCCACCUGGCCCGCCACCGCAACAGCGCGCCCCGGAGGACGGCAGCGGAACUCCAGAGGCGCAGCCGUGGGGCGUUUUAGGCGUCCCGAAUUCCCCGUCGCUGUCGAUGCCUGCGGCGUCUUCAGGCCUCGCCGGUCCGUCUGCCUCGCUCCGCAUGCCUGGAGUCCCUUCCAACCCGCCCCAGGUUGCGCAUCAGCGCCUCGCGCCGCUCCCCCCAGAUCUCGUGCUCUACCCGCAAACCGCGAGCAGGGACCAGGGAACUGUCUCUUCUGCGCCACCUGCGACCGUGCCAGGGCUGCAAAAUGCAGGCGCCGCGUUCGCCUUCCAAGGCAUGGCCCAGGUCGACGCUUCGUGCCUUCCUCUUGCUUCUCAGAGUCCCUUCCUCGCUCUGGCCUCUGCCUCCGCCCUAACCACCCAGUCUAGGCCCGUACCCCUCCGGCCGCCUUCACCUUCUUCCCUCCUCCCUCAGGGAUUUCCCGCGGGGAAGCUGUUAGCACCUUCCGCCGUGGGCUUCGCGUCAAACGGAGGCCAGCCGCAGUCGGGGGUUCCCAACACCGCCUCUGCUACCUCGCGUCCUCCCGCGCAGCGUCCGACUCCUGUCUCUUCUGACUCCCAGCCCCGGCAGGGUUCGUCUCUCCCUACGGGCGCAGCCUCGCCUCACCCGUCCGCGGGUUCAGCCGUCCCCGGAAAAUCGUCUUUGGGCACCGGCGCUCCUCCUGGCGGCUCUGCCGCUGUCUCGCCUGGUCUUCCUCUGGCCGCGCCGUUCUCGCCUCUUCCCAGGGGCGGAAACGCCUUCAGUCCGUCUGCCUUCGCGACGCCUGUCGCCUCGGGCGCGUCUCUGCAGACUGCAGGCGCCGCAAGCCCAGCGCCCGGCUCAUCGCACCAGCCCCUGUCGCCACUCUGUCCGUCUGGCGAGACCGCUCAGGUCUUUCCGCGGGACGCUUCCUCGGUUUCGCCCGGCGGCAUGCAGGCGCCUGCAGCCUCUGCCUACCCCGCUCCGCUUUCGGCUCUCCAGAGUGCUCCCAAUGCUUCGCCCUCGGGUGUCCCAGACACUCCGGUCAGUUCUUCCCUGUCUUUUCAAACGCUCGCCAAACCUGGCGGGCCACGUCCAACGAGCCCAGGCCGCGCUGGCGGCGAACCGAUCUCCAGCUCCGUGUCUUCUGCGUGUCCGCUGUUUCCGGAAUGCGGCGGAGAGGCUCCGACUCCCACGAACAAACAGCCCCGCCAGGGCGCUGCCUCCGCGGGGUCUCCUCUCCCCAAUCGACUCGCGGGUGCACUGGCCUCCGGGGAGCUCAGUGGGGGCUUGCAGCGGCACGCGAGGCCUGGCGACGGGCGGCGCGCGCCGGGCGGUCGGCCAUCUUCGGCGACGCCUCCGUCUCCUGGAGCAGGCGAGACUCUGGCUGCUCUGUCGACCUGCAUGAAGACCGAUUUGGGUGUCUCCGCCGGCGCGGCUCAGCUGUCAAGUGAACCUGGAAGUGCGCGCGGUCUCGCCCAUCCGGGUCCAGCUCUUCCGUUUCUCGCUGCUGCGCCUGCGGCGCUCCCCCAGGUGUCGCCAGAGGGACACUUUUACAGCGCGUUUUGCCGGCUGCUCUACGAGCUGUCUCUGCGACAAGUAUCUCUGGUCGACAAGCGCGUGCGCAUCCUCUUGUUGAUCUUUCACUGGCUCAAGCAGCGGCCGGAAGAGCACCAAGACCCCAGCCACAUCUUCCGAGACCGGCAGUUCGAGCGCCUCGUUCUCCAAGCUCGGGCGUACAUCCACCUCCUGUCGCAGAAACCCCUCGAGCACGAACAUCUCCAGCAGCUUCGCCUUCUCCCCAGCCUCGGCUUCUCCGUCGACCACGCGUUUCUCGACGCAGUUCGGGCCUACAAAUGCUCUCUCGGCGCCGCGGCGGUGUCUGCGCGACCGGGAGGAGGCGGGGGCCCUGCGGGUGCAACCGCUCGAGGCACCGGCGCAGGGGGAGGAGCCCUCAAAGCGAGUCAGAUGGUGCAAAAGAGACGAGAAAGAUCGGUUUUCGUGGAGCUGCGCCAGGCCGCGGAGGCUGCGGAACGCGCAGAGACCGCGCUGCGACUUCAGGGGCGGAUUGAGGGCCUGGGGAAACGCCUGGCCCGCCUCAAGGUCGCCGAGAAGGCUGCGGCUGCCUCCGCAGCACACGAGGCUCCACGGGCGCGGUCGCGGCUCCUCGAGGUCACGGCGGAGGCGCUUCAGACAAAGGCCGUGGAGGCAGAGAGGAAGGAAGCGGUGGAGGAGAAGGACGAAGAUGCAGACGUCAGCGACACCGACCGGGACAGAAAGCGAAGCCUGGAAGCCCUGGGGACAGACACGCAGGAGACGGAUGCGGGUGGAAACAUGUUGCGGCGGGGCGAAAAACUGUGUGGCCAGAGAGAGGUGAAGGAGGAAGAUGUGGAAAUGGAGGCCAUAGAACCCGAAGAGGAAGCCGCGGAAGCAGCACAGACGGCGAGACAGCAAACGAGACGAGGCGGGGAGACCGUCAAGAUCGAGAAAGGAGAGGACGGUGUUGAAGUGAUUACCGUCUGCGUCGAGGACGAUGGCGGGGCGUCUACGAAUCACAGCGACGUGUUGCUGGAACAAGCCCUGGGGGCAUCGAUCGAAUCCGACGUCGCAGUUGAGACUCAGAUCCUGCCUUCUUCGGCUUCGUCCGCAUCUGAGUCUAUGGAACAUCUGUGUGCGGCAACGUCUGAGGAGUUGCGUCGUGCGCGACUCCACUCGCGACUCCUCGCGCUGUUGCCUCUUCAGUCUUCGGUGCGCCAGGCGGUCGCGCUCCACCGUCUCCUAGAGGUGGCCCCGGAGCCGCUCCCGCCCUUGCUGCACGUGAGUGUACGUACAGCUCGGAAGCACCGGCUGCUGCGCGAACAGCGGGAGCAGGCGGAAGAGUAUUUGGAGCGGCGCGCUCAGGACGCACAGCGCCGGCAGGUUUUCCUCUCGGCGCUCCUCGAGGUGCACCGGCGGAAUUUCAUCAACUUCCACCGCGAGGCUCUGAAGCAAGUCCGGCGGGUUGCGGCAGCCGUCAAGCGCAGACGCGCCUGCUUCUUUGGCGCAGACGGCGAAAAAGGCGUCCUCCCUGAAGACCUCGGAAAACCCGACGCUCUCGAAGACGACCGCGGGAGACACUGCGGCCACCACCUCCACCCCACAAAGUGCGGCUGCCCCGCAGCAGCCGCCGACCUCGCUGCGAUGAAGCGCAGGGAAAGACUCGACGCUCUCAAGAAACAUGACGAGGCCGCCUACCUCACCCUGCUGCAGGAGACGAAAAACGAACGCCUCCUGCUCCUCGUCCGACAAACGGAAGAGUACAUGCGGAAAAUGGGGGAUCUCAUCAUCGAACAGCGUGAACGCGAAGGCGCGGAAAUCGACGUGGAUCCAAUCGACUUGCCUGCAAGCGAAGGAAAGAAGGCUGCCGCCGCGCCCGCCAAAGGGGAGACAUCCAUGCACGACCAGCCGGAGGAAACACAGGCGCAGGAGGUCGCGAAAUCGGAACAGAGCGAAGCAAAUGAGGGCGAGGCGGCCGCGGAAGAGCAGAACAAGGCCUCUCUGUCUUCCUUCCUCCUCUCGAAGGAAAGAUACUACCGGCUAACGCAUGCGAAACGCGUCCACGUCACAGAACUCCCCAAGUGUCUCAAGGGCGGCUCCCUGCGCGCCUACCAGAUGGAAGGCCUCAACUGGAUGGCCUCUCUGUACACAAACGGCCUCAACGGGAUCCUGGCGGAUUCGAUGGGUCUCGGGAAGACCGUCCAGACGGUUUCUUUCCUGGCGUAUUUGCACGAGGUCAAGCGCGCGCGGAAUCCGUUUCUCAUCGUCGCGCCUCUCUCGACGAUUCACGGGAACUGGCGCUCGGAGCUGAAGAAAUGGUGGCCGACGAUCAACCUGGUCGUCUACGAGGGGACGAAGGAGUACCGCAAGCAGCUCAGGAGUCGCAUCGUCGGCGGGCUCCACAGCCGCGGGCCCGGCACCGCGACCGCGUUGGGCUCCAGUGUCUCCGACGGGGUCGCCGUCGCGGCGUCGGCGGCCAAAGAGGAAGAAGCCGGCCGAGGCGGGGGACAGGGCACCGACGGGAAAGACGGGGCAAGACGGUUCGUAGAGCCAUACUUCCACGCCCUCCUCACGACGGACGCUGUCAUUUUGAGAGACAAAUCCUUUCUGAGAAAAAUCAAGUGGGAAUACCUCGUUGUCGAUGAAGCCCACAGGCUGAAGAAUCCGAACAGCAAGCUCGUUCAGACUCUCAACACGGGUUUCCACAUCAAACGACGCCUGGCCCUCACUGGUACGCCGUUGCAAAACGACAUUGGCGAGGUGUGGGCUCUGCUGAAUUUUUUGAUGCCGUCGAUUUUCAAUGCGAAGCUGAACUUUGAGCAGUGGCUGAACGUGCCCCUGGCGGCGCCUCCAACUUUGUUCGGCGGAAACAGCCAGCAAGACGAACACCUAAUCAACAUCACAGAAGAGGAGAAGCUGCUCAUUGUUGACCGGCUGCACAAGGUUCUGAGGCCUUUCCUUCUGCGCCGAGAGAAGGCCGAAGUGGCUGAUGAGCUGCCGUCGAAGCAAGAGGAAAUCGUAUGGUGCCCGUUGUCUGGUGUUCAACGCUAUCUCUACAAAAUGAUCGAGGGGAACCCUGUUGGCCAAAAUCGCAUGGUGCAACUCCGAAAAAUUUGCAACCAUCCUUACCUUUUCUGCUACUCCAGUUACACCCCUGACGAAAGUUUGGUUCGGUGCUGCGGAAAGUUUGCGAUGUUGGACGUUCUUCUGCCUGCUCUGAAGAUGGGCAAUCACCGCGUGCUGAUCUUCUCCCAGAUGACCAAGCUCCUGGACAUCCUUGAGGUCUAUCUCUCUCUUCGAGGCCACACGUAUCUGCGUCUCGACGGAGGGACGAGCAGCGAAGAGCGCCAGAAGCGACUGACGCUCUACAACCAAGAAGGCAGUGAAUACUUCAUCUUCAUUCUGAGCACCAAAGCUGGCGGCCUCGGCGUCAACUUGCAAAGCGCCGACACGGUCAUCAUCUUCGAUUCAGAUUGGAACCCGCAGAACGACGAACAGGCCCAAUCAAGGGCACAUCGUAUCGGUCAGAAGAAGGAAGUGUUGACGCUUCGCUUUAUCAGCGUGGAGUCGAUUGAGGAGCAGAUUCUUCAGAGGGCGGAGUGUAAGCUGGACAGGGACAAGUUGGUGAUUCAGAGCGGCAUGUACUAUGGCCACGGCCAAGAAGAAGUUCACGACCCUUCUCGCGACCUCGAGAGAACCAACCAAGUGCGUGAAAUCCUUCGCAAGCAGCGCCAGCUCGACGUGAAUCUGACGCGGGCUCUCGACCUCCAACUGCUGAAGCGACAAAUUGCGAGGAGUCCAGAAGACAUGCGCGUCUUUGAAAGGGCCGACUGCAUUCGCAGGCUGCUCCACGUCCCUGGGCUGAUCACCAGCGAGAUGCUCCCGCCGUGCCUGUUCAGCUGGAGCAAGGCCGCCGAGCGAGCUCAGGAGGCCUUGGUCUCUGCGAGUCAAAAAAAAGAAGCGGAAGAAGCGUGGAAGCGCGUCUACGCCCGAUCGGACUUCUGGACUGUUCGCGAAGAGAAAAGCGCCCUCCAACCCCCCGCCCCCACGGUCGACCCCGCCCCCACGGUCGCGCCUCCUGUCUCCGCUUCUGCUGAGGACGCCUCUUCUUCCUCUUCUUUUGUCUCCUCUGCUCAGGAGUCGAGUGAGCUUGCGGGCGACUCGCAGGAGAAAGUCGCUGCGCGGAAAGCUGGCGACGAGAAGGGAAAGGAAUCUGUCCACGCCGGGGUGGGAGGCGACGAGGCUCCUGCGUCGUGCAACGAACAGCCGAAACAAACAGAGGAGUUGCGAGGCAGUGACGGAGAACCGGAGGCGGCGCCGGAGUCCGAGAAGAAGGACGGCGAGACCAGGGCCUCGUCCUCGGAAGACUUGACGGAAGAUGUGCGGCGAACGCACGAAGAAGCCACGGCUGCGUCUGCGCUCGUGACCCGCCGCGUUUGCGAGUUGCCCCUGUGGCGUGCGACGGUCAACGGGUGCAUUCGCGAGGCAUUGAAUGCAGCCAUUGCAUGCAAAGACUUCGAUGUCUUUGUCGAGCUCCCGUCCAAAGAGAUCUACAAAGACUACUUCGAGCGCGUGAAGAAGCCGAUCUGUUUGCUGUCCAUUCGCUCCUCGGCUGACAAACAAGAGUUCACUUCUUUGUCGAAACUGGAGAAGUAUCUCACGCGUCUGGCCGUGAAUGCGCGGCUGUACAACGGGGCGGAGUCGCCGAUUUUCCUUCGGGCGGUCGAGUGCAUGGGCUUCGUGGUGCGCGAGAGCCGGCGCCGUCUCUGCGUGGCGUUCCACACCUUGCUGGAUCCGGCCGAGGCGACGAAGAUCUCGCGUUUGCUCGACUCGUUCUUCUCCUUCACGCUUGGGUCGUCGGAAGGCCUCGACGCGGCCUUGCUCGACAAGAGCGACGUUUUGAAGCACGCAGGCGACGAAGAAGAGGACGGCGAGUCGUCUGUUGUCUCAGGAUCUCGAGUCUCUAGCUCGAUGGGGAUGCGUGUCUCCUCACCUCCAGCACGGCAGCGCGCUUCCUUCCCCUCUGCGACGUUCCCGUCUUCCUUCCCGUCGCCUCACCCCUCUGCGUUCACUUCUGGGCCUGGCUCUUCUGCGUCUUCUUGCGUCUCUGCCUUCCCUUCCUCUUCUCCGCCUUCCACCUUCCCCGCUGCGUCCUUCCCGGCUGCUGCACUGACGCCGGCGCCCGACCCUGGAAGGCCCAGCGAGGCUCCUCCAGCGUACCUCGACGCGGGCGCCUCGACCGGCGCCGAGUCUCCCGCCGCGUCCUUCCCUGCGCCGUCUCCUUCCCCGAGACGACCCUUGCUCAAGAUCUUCCCCAUGCGCAUCAACUUGUCAAACCAGGCGUCGUCCACAGGGGGCGGGUCCAAGGCUGCGCCGAGCGAUGGCGCUCCCGGCGAGGGGCGGCGGGACGAGAGUCUGGAGCCGCUGCCUGGAAGUCUCCUUCCGACUGACAGACUGCGCGUGGCUCUCGGCGCUUCCGCAGGUGGACAAGGCGCCGACCUACAGAGGGGCGACCUCCCGGCGGCGCGAGAAUCGGAGCGAACGCGGCAAGUCAGUGGAGCCAAGCGAGGCAGGAAACGAGGACGCCCGUCGAGGAAAGACCUCGAGGACGCUCAACUCGCGAAGAAAGAGGCGGAAACGAUGCACAGAGACGGAGUCGCCGGCGGAGCGCCUUCCUUCCCUGCGUACUCUGCGGCUGCCUUCCCUGCCGCCUCGCCGUUUCCUUUCCCUUCGUCCUUCCCGGCGGCUGCGGCGCCGUCGCCGCCGGCGGUCGGAGGCGAUCUCGCCGCGCCGGCCGAAGAAGGCCGCGAGAGAGACAGGAGCAGGAAGGAGAAGAAAAAGAAGGAGAAAAGGGAGAAGAGCAAAGACGAAGACGGCAGCGUGGUAGGUGAAGACGGCAAGCGGCGGAAAAGGGGGAAAGAGGCGCGCCACAGGGAAGGGGAAGAACGCUUGGCGACUCUGUCGUCCCUCCCGACUGCGGUGCCGCACGCGUCUGUCGGAGGGAACACUUUCGCUUCCGCGCGGGCCCAGCUCGGCGAACCGGUGUCUUCGUUCUCCGCGCCGGCUGAUGGAGCGAAGAAAUUCCGGAUUCGCCUGCCUCAGCCUUCUUUCCCCGCGGCAGUUCCCCUAGCCUUUCCCGCCUCCCACUCCUACCCUGCCACUGCCGCUUCGCCGGCUGUUGGCGCUGCGGUCGGCGCUGGAGCUCCUUCCCCGGCCUAUGCUGCCUCCUUCCCGUCCGCAGGAUGUUACUCGUUUCCUUCCGGGCAAGGCGAGAGGGCUACAGGAGAAAAGGGCGAAGGCGGGGGUGCACUUGCAGCUGGCCCGAAGUUCCGCAUUCGCAUCGCUUCACAGCCUCCUCAGUGA
Neospora caninum is the source of this 7917-nucleotide messenger RNA. RefSeq lists its product as hypothetical. The coding region runs from base 1 to 7917 and encodes 2638 amino acids. The record is from RefSeq and is a predicted model, not a curated record. Lineage: Eukaryota; Apicomplexa; Conoidasida; Eucoccidiorida; Sarcocystidae. The transcript has 17 exons. Gene Ontology annotation, molecular function: DNA binding; ATP binding; ATP-dependent chromatin remodeler activity. Gene Ontology annotation, biological process: positive regulation of transcription by RNA polymerase II. Gene Ontology annotation, cellular component: nucleus.